This is a messenger RNA of Desarmillaria tabescens, 564 nucleotides long. RefSeq lists its product as uncharacterized. The record is from RefSeq and is a predicted model, not a curated record. Bases 71 to 490 code for a protein of 139 amino acids. Lineage: Eukaryota; Fungi; Basidiomycota; Agaricomycetes; Agaricales; Physalacriaceae. The transcript has a single exon.
CUGUCAAAAGGCUAUUACCAUCGCUCACGCAACUUCUUCAUCACGUUUGGCCGCUCGUUCUGCCAGCUUGAUGCUCUGUUCAGAGUUUGAACAGUUCCGUUUUUCGAUGUUGGAGAAACGCAGGGACGUGUUCAAGGAAGGUGUAUUGGCGGAAGUUCGGGAUGGCUUGGUAGCGGAGAUCCAGGCUGACAAGAAGAAGUUGAAGAGCCGUUUGAGAGAGCUUGAACUAUCAUACAUCGCAAGCCGUCCGUCGAGUGAUCUCUCCCAGAUCAGUGAAGACCGUCGGUGGUUCAACGGGAAUUGUGGGGCCAAAAUCGAGCGCUGCUUCACAGAAUAUGAGAAAUUGGAAGAUCAUCUCUUAAAGAACACUGUCUAUCAACCGAUGUCCCUUCAGGAGAAACAAGACAUUGUAAAAGCAUUUGGAUUUCAGCCUCAAGGUCAUUUUUACAACUGUGUAAAUGGCCACACAUUCGUUAUCACAGAGGUAUGAGUAUUGUCUAAUUGGAUGCCUGACCAGUUGGAACAUCUUUUUCAGUGCGGCGGAGCAAUGCAGGCUAGUCAAUG